AUGGUGGUUUAUUUAGAUGAAUUUUGCGGCGCCGUAAUCUGGGAAACCGAGAAUUCCGCCAUUGAGCUUCAGUCACAAGAUGCUACCAUGUACACCGAUAACCUGGACUGCGUAGUUACCAUCAGCGCUAACCCCGGUAGACAGAUCUUGUUAACGUUCACGUUUUUCUCGAUUCAAAGCAGCGAAGGUUGCACGGCAGACUACCUGUAUGUGUACGACGGCCCCUCCACCGAGUAUGACAUGGUAAGCGGUGUGUGCGGCAAUAGCUUGCCCGCCGACGUGGUCACGUCCGGUAACAACGUGACGCUAAGACUGAAGACGGACAACACUGAUAACAACUUUGGGUUUGGGUUAUACGCUACCAGUUUCGGUUUAGCGCCAUGCUCUGAUGACGGCGAAUUUGAGUGCAGUAACGAGCGGUGUAUUGAUUCGGCGUUACAGGACGACUUCAUCAACAACUGCGGGGAUUUCAGUGACGAAGGGGAUUUCGGAGAAAUUGUCGGAGGGAUACUGGCUCUCGGCAUGGGCGUGGUUAUUGUCAUUGUAGUAGUUAGCGUCUUGCUCGUCAUCUGCUGCAUCUGUGUAUGUGUCUGUGCUUGUGUCAAGUGCUGCAAGAAAAGUUGCAGUAAUCAGCGCCCCGUACACGUGGUACACGGUCAGACUGCUUAUUAG
Saccoglossus kowalevskii is the source of this 672-nucleotide messenger RNA. RefSeq lists its product as uncharacterized. Gene Ontology annotation, molecular function: protein binding. The record is from RefSeq and is a predicted model, not a curated record. NCBI's taxonomy places the organism in Eukaryota, Metazoa, Hemichordata, Enteropneusta, Harrimaniidae.